AUGAUUUGGUUUUGUUUUAAUGCCGAGGGGGACCGGCCCCGUUGGGCCGGCCGGGAACCCAUGCGUAUCCGCACAUUCGGGGUCGAGUGGGAUAACCGUUAUCCUCAAUGGGCCGAGGAUCUUCCGACCACGCUGGACGUCGAUAGGUCAACUGUGGAUUACCAGCGGGCCCUUGCUCGCGUCAAGGAGUAUCUCUCUUUACCAGAGUAUGGAGUAAAGGUGCAAUGGUCGUACAAUACAACACGCGAAAUCCCCGCAGACUGGGAGACAACAUUAUCCUUGCGUGAAGUUGUGAAUAUCAAAUACAGUCGCAUGUUUCGGUUCCAGCACUCCGAGCCUGGCACCACCUAUUCCUACGAAGACUGGAAGGCAGGACGAACGGCCCGAGCAAUCGUCGGUCGUGAGGAUUACGACAACGUUGAUUGCUUCACGGAACUCUGGCAGAACCGCGAGGAAAUCAUGGAUCCAAUGGUCCAUAAUGAGAUGGUCAGAGCAAAAGACGAGAUCGAUCAUCAGUUCCAGACUGUGAAACUCCAGGACGAGUUCCGCGAAAAGGGGCUACAGAUUAUCGUUAAGCUGGGGGGCAUUGAGCUCACUCCUGAUAAUCCUUUCUUCUUGGGGGAGGAUUGGCACGCGGACGGUCUGCUGAAUGAGCAUAUCGCGGGGGUAGCAAUGUAUUGCUUCGAUCUUGAAAACGUGACAAAUACCCGCAUCUCCUUCGCUCAACAGAUUUCCAUGCCUGGUGCGAAGUUCUCAUUCGAUUGGGGUGAGUGGGACGUUCCCUACCUGGAAGAAUUGUUCGGUGUUCAGAAUGGGGGACCAGCGUUUCAAGAACUCGGGUCUGUGUCUAUACGUCAAGGGGGUCUGAUCACUUUUCCCAACUGCCUACGCCACCGCCUUGAGUCAUUUGAAUUGGUGGACAAAGCUCGACCUGGACGCUGUCGCUUUUUGACCCUGUGGCUCGUUGAUCCUUACUACCGCAUCUGCUCGACGCGAAAUGUGCCUCCACAGCGUCUCGAUUGGUGGGAACAGGAAGCACGAUCCCAUCUAUUAUCAGCCCAUCCACUUCCCCAAGAAUUGGCGGAUCAGAUCAUUGCUGAGACUGGUCCGUGGCUUAUGAACUUAUCAGAGGCUCAGCGCCACCGGCGUGAACGAGCCAAGGACGAGACAGUAGCUCGUGAGAAGGACACAAAGCAGAUUGAGCGUAACACUAUAUGCCUUGUGAAGCGAUGAUGCUACCUGGACUACAAUAGCCAAUAAUGAGACAUCAUGAAUAGAAGGAUUGGGAGCCUGUGGCACACAUGUGGUCCUUUCCAUUUGGAAUUUAGUGAGAAACGUCACUGACUUGCGCAGAGUAUAGUCACCUGCUGUGGCACUGAGGCUGAAAGAUCCGAUAAUCUCAGUUCAAGGACACAAACAGUACCUAUCAGAGUCAGACUUAAGAAGGCUUCCCAUUCCCGAU
Molecule: messenger RNA, 1462 nt
Organism: Aspergillus novofumigatus IBT 16806
Lineage: Eukaryota; Fungi; Ascomycota; Eurotiomycetes; Eurotiales; Aspergillaceae
Exons: 1
Coding region: 1-1233 (410 amino acids)
Source: RefSeq, a predicted model, not a curated record